Molecule: messenger RNA, 6443 nt
Organism: Sitodiplosis mosellana (orange wheat blossom midge)
Lineage: Eukaryota; Metazoa; Arthropoda; Insecta; Diptera; Cecidomyiidae
Exons: 3
Coding region: 98-1780 (560 amino acids)
Molecular function (GO): protein binding
Source: RefSeq, a predicted model, not a curated record
ACACAACAAUCGGCACAUGAAAUUUUGAUUCAAGUAAAUACUUGCUAAAAUAUUCAUUUUUUUUGCGGUAAAUACCAAAACUAGUAAAGCCAAAAAAAUGCCUCUAAUUUGGGAUGACUCUAAAUGGAUGUGUGUAAAUGAUGAAGAACCAUACAAUAAAAGCCAAUUUGUUGUGGUGCGGAAACUUCAUAUCAAGCCUUCAUACCGAAAUAGGGACAAUGAAGAGUUUUCGGUUGAUCGAAUUCGGCGGCAACUUCGGAAAUUUGGUGAGAUUGAAUCGAUUGAACUGUUGCCCUACAAGGAACCAGAAGCUCAUGUGACAUUUGUCAACAGUCGCGUUGCUUAUACUGUGCAAAUGCAACAUCAAUGUAACAAGAUGAUGUGCAUAGAUCGGCCGUAUGAAAUAGAACCAGCCGAUACAUGGGAACAACCUCCAGAAAUUAUCAGUCAACAGCCUGAUCAUGAUAUGGAAGUCGAUGAGCAAACAUCAGAGAUAUUCAUGUUGAACGAAAAGUGUCUACUGUAUCUGUUCCAGUUCUUGGACCUCGAUUCACUCAUCAACAUGGCCGAUGUGUGCAAAAUGUUCAACCAAUUGCUUCAUCAGCACUGUUUUCCUCACAUUCAAAAGCACGAAGUGACCAAUGGUCCGGAAUUUAUACUGAGAAAGGUGCGUCGAACGUUGCUCUGCAUUGGUCAGCACAUCACUGAUUUAUCAUUUCGAGCCCAUUACGAUUACGUGAUAGAAGAAGGAGUAUGGUCUCAAUAUGUAGACCAUCGCUCAUCGAAAUUUCUAAGAGUAAUCGCACAGAAUGUGGGUCAGAAUGUUCGCCGAGCAUACUUUGAAUUCGGAUUCAAUAGUCACAGCCGUAUCAUGAAAAUCGCACCGAUUCUUCAAAAUUUGGAAUCGCUGGAAAUUGCGGAUAGAAGCUACGGAUCCAUAAAUGACAUCGAUUUGCCGGCGUUGUGCCCAAAUUUGAUCGAGUUGAAAAUGAAUGUGAAAAUGUCGAUGUUCGUUUGCUGCAAACCAUGGCAAAGCCUGCGAAUUCUUUCGGUGUUGUACAACCCUGAAUUGAAAGCAACGACGUUAAUAUCCAUUAUUGAACAAAACUCACAGCUCACGUGCUUAAAAUUUUCUAUGUGGAGAGGCUAUAUCUACAGUACAGAUCCCCCAUACGGUGUUCUUUUCACGGCUAUCACAAAACACUUAUCACGUCUCGAAAAAUUGACCAUUUUGAUUGAUAUAGGUAAUUUUCCUGGGUAUUUCCACAGCCUUGGAGAACUUCCAAUUCUGAGCGAACUCAAUUUGGUGGGUUUGAAAGAUAACGGUUUGAACAAUGUUAUCGACCAUUUACUAACGUUCACGAAUUUGCAAAAAAUCGGUUUACACGGCUGCGGUAUUAGAGACUCAGAAAUAGGAAGCUAUGGAGAAUCUUUGGUGAACUUGGCAAGAAAACUAUUACUUUUGGAAGAGCUACAACUGGAGUAUAUACCGAUGAAAGAAGAACAUUUCGUCAACAUCGUUCGCUUUGGCCGACAGUUGAAAGUGUUGUACGUUUACAGCUGUAAAUUAGUUUUCUCCGAUGAAUUGAUCUCCAAAUUGGUUGACGCACUGAAGUGCUAUCGACAAGAAUCUGACGAAGCUUUGCAGUUAUUCUUGCCUAAAGAGGACUUGGAUAAAUUGGAUUCUGACAAAAACAAAGAAAUUGAACGCUAUCUACAACUGCGCCUGAACAGACGAAACGCCUUGGACGCGAUUUUUUAUCUACGUUACGAUUUUUGAACAGAAAAAUAUUCAUAAACAAUUUGAUUGUAAAGUAAUUCAAUUUAUUCAUAAUUUACAACAAUUGUACACAGAAAAACCACCCAUUGAUCAUGAUUUGAUUUCAAUAAAAGUGAAAUAGACUUCAGUGAAUAUUACAAAUGUGAUUUGGUCUUUCCACUUGCAUCAAUCAAUAUUUAUAUCCAAAGAGUUUGAAGAACGAGAGCAAAAUAUUUAUCUUGUAAAGGGUGAAGCUUUUGUCACUGUGUUUGGUUUUAAGUUUUUACCUUUUCCAGCUUUGUAACCACAUUCGUUCAUAUAUUUCAACACAACUAUUUCUCUUCAAUGAGCAAAAACAACUGUCGUUUUGGUGUCGCUUGCUGCUUGCAUAUUUGGGAAAAGCUUGGACGGUAUACCGUCCGUUCAUUCACGGUGAUUCACUCCGAGUGAAAGCAAUAUAUGAUUUAUUCAAUUAAAAAUAUUCGUUCUAGUAAAAAAUAUUUUCCUGAGAUUUCUUCGCAAUAACACAUUUGAAUUUAUUUUUACGCCAUCUGAUGUCAUCUCAAGUCACAACUUUCAUCGGAAUCGUCUUGACGUUCAUUUGACAUUUCAACUAAAUCACUUCAUUGCACAACUCGUAAGCAAGCGGACCUUCAUAUUGAUAUCGACCAACAAGUAACAAAUAGUUUAUCUGGAAUUAUAUAGUUUUCUGUGGGUACAAAACUAAAAAAAAUGUCAUUCAUUUGGGACGAUUCGGGCUGGUUUCUGGUGGACGACGAAGAUUCAUAUGAUAAAAGUCGAUUUGUUGUAGCGCGAAAGCUUUGUGUGAAACCAUCUAACGAUAGACACACUUGUGCGGUACGUUUUGAAUUUACUUAACCUCAACUAUACGUAUUUCAAUUUCCUACUUUUGUUUCGUCCAAAAGACCAAAGAAGAUUUUUCACCCGAUCGAAUUCGUCAACACACUGAGCAAUUUGGUGAAAUCGAGUCGAUUGAAAUACUGCCUAACGAUGAGCCAGAAGCACAUGUAACUUUUGUCAGCAGCUACAGUGCAUAUUUAAUGUGUCUGCAACACCAGUAUGACAAAAUGAUCAACAAAAAGCAGCCGUUUGAAAUCCAACCAGCCGAAACAUGGAAACAACCAUCACAGAAUGUCAAUCCACCGUCUGAAUAUGAUAUGGAAGUUGAUGAUGAGCAAACAUCGGAAAUAUUCACACUGAACGAAGAUUGUCUGCUGCAUCUGUUCAAGUUCUUGAAUCUCGACUCCCUUGUCAAUAUGGCCUUCGUAUGCAAACUGUUCAAUCGAUUGCUUCGCCAACACUGUUUUCGACGCAUUCGAAAGUACGAAGUGAACAGUAACGAUUCGACCAUUACACUGGCCAAAGUGCGCCGAACGAUGCUUUGCAUUGGACAGCAUAUCACUGAUUUAUCAUACGUCGAUCAUGAUGAACGAUUUAAAUAUGUAUAUCAUCGUAUAUUUGUCAAAUAUGUAACGAAACAUUUGCAAGCAAUCGCACAGAAGGUGGGUCAAAACAUUCGUCGGGCCCAUUUGGAAUUUGAAUUUAAUGAAAAUCGUAUUGAGACAAUCGCACCAAUUCUUCGACAUUUAGAAUCAUUAGAAAUUAUAGAUCAUAGCAAAGAAUUCAGAAAUGACAUCGAUUUGAAGAAGUUGUGUCCAAAUUUGGUCGAAUUGAAAGUGGAUAUGCAUAUUCCGAUGAUUGCUUGCCGUAAACCAUGGCCAAGUCUACGGAGUCUUUCGGUGAAGAACAACGUCAAAUUGAGAAUAAAGACAUUAACAUCGAUUAUUCGGCACAAUCCACAGCUCACCUGCCUCAUAUAUGACCUCAGAAUCGGUCCUCCGUUGGUUUUCGCAAAAUAUUCACUAAGACUCGAAAGUCUAACGAUUUAUUGCUCAAACGGCGGAUCACCUUUUACUGGAAACUUCAACGGUUCAGCAGAAUUUCCACGGUUGUGUGAAAUCAAUUUGGUGCAUUUGGAAGCUAACAGUUUGGAAGGCACUAUUGAACGUCUAGCGACAUUUACAAAUUUACGCAAAAUCAGCUUACAUGGCUGUGGUACUCGUUAUGAUUUCCGUUCGGAAUUGGAAAACUGUGAACAGCCUUUGGUGAACUUAGCAAGAAAACUUUCAUUUUUGGAAGAGUUGCAGCUGGUGUGGAUCGCAGUGAAAGAAGAAACUUUAGUCAACAUCGUUCGCUUUGGCCGCCAGUUGAAAGUGUUGCACUUUGACAGCUGUAAAUUGGUUUUCUCCGAUGAAUUGAUCUUCAAGUUGGUUGACGCACUGAAGUGCUAUCGACAAGAAUUUAACGAGACUUUGCAGUUGUACUUGAAUAAAUGGUACUUCGAUAAAUUGGACGCAGUCAAAAACGAGGGAAUUGAACGCUAUCUGCAAUUAAAAUGCACCUAAUGUCGAAAGAAGACGACCAAACCUCAAAACCAGUAUUUCAUCAUUACCAAACAGUUCAGUGAAAGAAGCAAUAGUCAUAAAUAAUUUGAACGACUCACGACAUCAUCAGUCAUAUUGGAAAUAUUUUCAGUUUAACGUUUAUUUGUAUAACAAUUGAGAACAUAGAAGAAUCAAUAUAUUAGUGUACGUGCCAACGCAUUUUUACUUCAACCGAAGCUAAUUUUAAAUUUAAAAAAUCUAAAAAGUCUAAAAAUUAUAUUCAAGAAAGUUCAAAACAAAUGCUUAUGGUACCAUAAACUUUGUUACAGAAUCAAUCCUUCAAUCAUUUGCAACGCCACCUGACAUCAUAUCAGCGCAUUGACAAAGCCAUCAAUAUCGGUUUGGUGCUCACUUGACAUUUCAUUGCACAUUUCAUAAGCAAACGGAUCUGCGUGUUAGCAUCGACCGAAAGAAAUAUAAUUUUUUUUCGAAAAAUCACCUCAAAUUUAUUGGUUUUUCAAGUAUAGAACAUAAAAAUGCCGUUCAUUUGGGACGGUUUUGAAUGGAUGUUGGUGGACGAGGAAGAUCCAUAUGAUAAAAAUCGUUUUGUUGUGGUACAAAAACUUCGUGUUAGGCCGAUUCAGUCCGAUGUGGCCAAUGAAGGAUUUUCAAUUGAAUCGAUUCGUCGACACUUUCGGAAAUUUGGUGAGAUCGAGUCGAUUGAAAUGCUGCUCAUCAAUGAACCGGCAGCACAUGUGACAUUUGUCAGCGACCGCAGUCCAUGUUUUGUGCAAUCGCAGCAUGAAUUUGACAAGAAGAUGAACAAAGAACAACCGUACGAAAUAGAACCAGCCGACACAUGGGAACAACCAUCACAAACAGUCAAUCAACCGCCUGAAGAUGCAAUGGAAGUCGAUGAUGAGCAAACAUCGAAAAUAUUCACACUGAACGAAGAUUGUCUGCUGCAUUUGUUCAAGUUCUUGGAUCUCGACUCUCUUGUCAAUAUGGCCUACGUGUGCAAAAUGUUCAACCGAUUGCUGCGUCAGCACUGUUUUCCUCGCAUUCGAAAGUACAAAGUGGACAAUAGCAAUCCAACGGACACGCUGGCCAAAUUACGUCGAACGAUGCUUUGCAUUGGGUCGUAUAUCACAGAUUUAUCAUACGUGGCUCAUUAUGAUUUCAAGAAAAACCAAUUUGAAGAAGUCAUUUAGAAUUUGAAUUGAAUGAAAACCGUAUUGAGACAAUUGCACCGAUUCUUCGGAAUUUGGAAUCGCUGGACAUUGGCAAUCGGAGUAAUGUAUCCAGCUAUGACAUCGAUUUUCCGGCGUUGUGUCCGAAUUUGAUCGAGUUGAAAGUGGAUAUGCAUAUUCCGAUGAUUGCUUGCCGUAAACCAUGGCCAAGUCUACGGAGUCUUUCGGUGAAAAACAACGACAAAUUUGGAAUAAGGACGUUAAGAUCGAUUAUUCGACACAAUGAUGACUUGUCUCGGAUAUGGGCACAGAACCACCGUUCCGUUGGCUUUUGCAAAACCACCGAGACUCGAAAUACUAACGAUUUAUUGUUCGAGCGGCGGAUUACCUUUUACCGAAAACUUCAACGGUUCAACAGAACUUCCACAGUUGCACGAAAUCAGUUUGCUGAAUAUGCAAGCUGACAGUUUGGAAGGCACUAUUGAUCGUCUAGCGACGUUUACAAAUUUACGUAAAAUCAGCUUACAUGGCCGUACUUACUAUGGCAUCUGCUCGGAUUCGGAAAACUAUGGACAGUCUUUAGUGAAUUUGGCAAGAAAACUUUCACUUUUUGAAGAGUUGCAGCUGGUGUGGAUAGCAAUGAAAGAAGAAACUUUAGUCAACAUCGUUCGCUUUGGCCGCCAGUUAAAAGUGUUGCACGUUGACAGCUGUGAAUUGGUUUUCUCCGAUGAAUUGAUCUUUAAGUUGGUUGACGCACUGAAGUGCUAUCGACAAGAAUCCAACGAGGCUUUGCAGUUGUACUUAGAUAAAUGGAAUUUCGAUAAAUUGGAUGUGGUCAAAAGCAACGAAAUUGAACGCUAUCUGCAAUUAAAAUGCGCCUAACGCCAAAACCAGACGAUCACACCUUGAAACCUGUAUUUCAUCAUUAGCGAAAAGUUGAGAAAAAGUGAACGUUAUUAAUUUCAGAUUUAUUCUUCACUAGCUGCCUUUGCAAAAGAAAUAUUGAUAAAAACCUUUACCAUCUUACCAGUUAGUUUAAAUUUUAUGUGUGCAAAAAGCCUAAUUGAACAUGACAAAAGUCAAUUGCUU